Molecule: messenger RNA, 1312 nt
Organism: Anarrhichthys ocellatus (wolf-eel)
Lineage: Eukaryota; Metazoa; Chordata; Actinopteri; Perciformes; Anarhichadidae
Gene: mylpfa
Product: myosin light chain, phosphorylatable, fast skeletal muscle a
Exons: 7
Coding region: 104-616 (170 amino acids)
Molecular function (GO): calcium ion binding
Source: RefSeq, a predicted model, not a curated record
GCCUGCGGAGGGGUAUAUAAGCCUCCGGGGAUGUUCGUAAAAUGCGGCUUCACACUGUCUUCUCCUCCUUGAUCAGCCAAACCUCCACUCAUACCGUCUCAAGAUGGCACCAAAGAGGGCAAAGAGGAGGCAGACAGCAGGAGACAGCGGUUCCUCCAACGUGUUCUCCAUGUUUGAGCAGAGCCAGAUUCAGGAGUACAAAGAGGCUUUCACAAUCAUUGACCAGAACAGGGAUGGUAUCAUCAGCAAAGAUGACCUGAGGGACGUGCUGGCUUCAUUGGGCCAGCUGAACACCAAGAAUGAGGAGCUGGACGCCAUGAUCAAGGAGGCCAGCGGCCCCAUCAACUUCACCGUCUUCCUGACCAUGUUCGGAGAGAAGCUGAAGGGUGCUGACCCCGAGGACGUUAUUCUUACCGCCUUCAAGGUCCUGGACCCCGAGGGUACUGGAAGCAUCAAGAAGGAAUUCCUUGAGGAGCUCCUGACCACUCAGUGCGACAGGUUCUCCAAGGAUGAGAUCAAGAACAUGUGGUCCGCCUUCCCCCCAGAUGUUGCCGGCAACGUAGACUACAAGAACAUCUGCUACGUCAUCACACACGGAGAGGAGAAGGAGGAGUAAAGAGAAAGCUAGAAGACAUAAAAGACAGCAAUCCCUUUGCUUUUCUGCCUUCCCUGCCCUCUUCUUUCCUCCUCUUCCUCCUCGCCCACCUUCUGUGUAAACCCAUGUGCUCAGCCGUCCGUGGUCAAACCAAAGACUUGUCACAAUGACACAUGAGAGGGCUGAUGCCCAUGGGGCGUCUGUUUGCUUAUGGGGAAUAGGGCUGAUUUCCAAUAAAAGGAUCCUGUAACAUCAUUUCCAUCCACAAACUUCUCAAAAACCUGUUCUUUCCUUGCAACCGUCUUCUGUCUUCUCACCUCUAUACCUCUGUCUGUCCUGUCACGUCCACCUCUGAGAAGACAGGUGUACUGCUGGGGAGGGGGGAGCACACAGUGCGAGGACCUCAUUCUACAUUUUGAAGACGUCCUCUCAGGUGUAAAAGGGGGGAGAGGAGGGGAACAGUUGCAGGUUAGAAAGGAAAAAGUAGUGACAACUUGUCUUCCUUGAAAAGUAAAAAAAAAAAAAAAAAAAAAAAAGAAAAGAUUGGAGGAGGGGAGAGAAAGGGCCGAAAGAAAACAUUCAAGUCUUCGAUUUCUUUCCCUCUGCUCCUUCCUGCAACCAUUAAAUCAUCUUUUUUCCAUAAGCUGGACUCUUCCUAGCCUUUCCUCUGUAAAAAUAAAAGGGACGAACUGUGAAUAAAAUCUCUUUCCUUUUGUA